Messenger RNA from Rosa rugosa (rugosa rose), 2123 nucleotides. RefSeq lists its product as uncharacterized. The transcript is spliced from 10 exons. The record is from RefSeq and is a predicted model, not a curated record. Lineage: Eukaryota; Viridiplantae; Streptophyta; Magnoliopsida; Rosales; Rosaceae. Bases 128 to 1903 code for a protein of 591 amino acids. Gene Ontology annotation, molecular function: transcription corepressor activity. Gene Ontology annotation, biological process: DNA-templated transcription. Gene Ontology annotation, cellular component: nucleus.
GGGUCCUAGACCAAUUGGCAUAACCAAAAACUUGUACUAGAGAAAUAAUAUACAAAGCCCCUCCGACUUCCACAGCUCCCACCACCGUCAAACCCAACCGGAGACGAAGCCCUAACCGAAAUCCACAAUGCAAGUGCAGCAAAACCCUAGCAUCCCGGUCAGCGAAGUCUACUGGUCUCUUCUCCACAAAGCCGAUAAGAAAUUCUCCAAAAUCCGAGAGCUCCCCUAUUACCACCGCAACAGGCACGAGUACGACGCCUACUUCUACAAGGUCUUCAAGGUCUACACGCAGCUCUGGAAAUUCCAGCAAGAAAACCGCCAAAAGCUCGUCGAGGCCGGUCUCCGGCGAUCGGAGAUCGGCGAGAUCGCGUCGCGGAUCGCGCAGCUUUACUUGGGGCAGUACAUGAGGACCAGCGAGGCUAGCUAUCUGUCCGAGGCGUACAUUUUCUACGAGGCGAUUCUGAGCAGAGAGUACUUCAAGGAGGGCAUGUUGCAGGACCUCAACUUGGCCAGCAAGCAGCUCAGGUUCAUUUCUAGGUUUCUCAUGGUGUGCUUGCUUUUGAAUCGCCGAGAGAUGGUGCAGCAGCUGCUUCAUCAGCUCAAGGCCUUGGUUGAUGACUGCAAGAGGACCUUCCAGGAAACUGAUUUUAAAGAAUGGAAGCUGGUGAUUCAGGAAAUAGUUAGAUUUUUGAAAGCUGACACAGCUUUUAUGAAUAUCAGGCCAUUGAGAUAUAGUAUUGUCCUGGAAUGUCAUCCCGAUUCCUUACCACCUGUUUCCACAUUGGUUGUAAGGAGGUCUUUGAGACUGCGAGAUGCGAUACUAAGCAGCUACCAUCAUAAUGAGGUAAAGUUUUCAGAGCUCACUCUAGACACUUUUAGGAUGCUUCAAUGUCUGGAGUGGGAACCUAGUGGCUCAUUUUACCAGUCAAAUGUUGCUAGAAACGGUCAGAACGGGGCGCCAGGGUCCGGCCGCAUUAACUACUCCCAAGAUAUUGCUGAUCCUACUCUGCCACAUAACCCACGGAAAGCUGUCUUAUAUCGUCCAUCUGUUACACAUUUUCUGGCAGUUCUGGCAACAGUUUGUGAGGAGCUUCCAUCUGAUGGAGUUAUCUUGAUAUAUCUGUCCGCUUCAGGUUCUGGAAUUUAUGCUGAUGCGACAUCUGAUAGACUAAAUCCUUCUUGUGGACAAAGUAAAGGAGAUGACUCAAGCUUACAUGCUAGUUGUUUAAACUUUGGUAGCCAUGGAAAUGGAGGAAUAAAUAGCAUCUAUCCCAGUGACUUGGUUCCAUUUACAAGAAGGCCGCUCUUUCUAGUUAUUGACUGUGACAGCAGUGAAGCUUUUGAGGCUAUAAAUGGAGUACAAAAAGGAGAGACAGCUGCAAUGCUCCUAUCUUCGAGCUCUUCAUAUCAAGCUUCUGAUGUUGGUUCCUCUCGUCAGCCAAGUGGAAGCCUAUUCACUAUUUUCCUUACAGCUCCAAUGCAGGCUUUCUGUUUAUUGCUUGGUGUUUCAGGCACUGACAUUGACAUGGAUAUAUAUAACAAGGCUGAGAAGCUGCUUUCUAGUUCAUUAAGUGACUGGGGGUCUACUUUGGCAACAUCAGAUACUAUUGACCCUGUUUGGGCACAGGUUUUGACUGAUACAUUCCUGAGGCGACUCCUAUUGAGGUUCAUAUUUUGUCGGGCGGUGCUAUCACUCUAUGCUCCAACCUUCAAUAAGAAGGAAUUUAUUCCCAAGUGUGUACCAUGCCUCCCAGCGUCUUUCCUGCCAACAACAGCUGCAUGCCAGACUGUUAUUUUGCAGAUAGCGGAUAUCUUCGGAGCGAGCUCUAAAUUCAUUUUCUCAGAAGGACUUGUACUCCCAGAAAAUAGACAGGGUGACACAGAAGCAGUGCCAUGUUCAUGAAUCAUGGUGUCUAAAACUAUCCCAACACCUUGUAUUGUGUCGGUGCUUGUACAGGAAAUGUGAUUGAAAUACCGAGCUGUGUGUUUUUGUUGUUCUUAGUUAUGAACUUGUAACUUUUUUCCUUUCUUGUGAAAUUACCUGUUGUUGAUUAAGGCAAUCCUUGUAAGAGAUAACUUGGAAUGGUUUUGUAGAAAUGGAAAAAAGUUGAUGUCCCUUCUCA